AUGGGUAUACCACUUUGGGAAUCGCCGCCAGACGCUAAGACGCUGGACAAGGCAUCAGCAACCAACCGCUGCGACAUCCAUACCUCGACCCACACCUCCUCCGGAACCUCCACACGGAUACCAUCCGCUCCCGGCCCUUCAACGUCCACUGGAAGAGGCACAGGGUCCCUUGCCUACGAUUACAUUUACUCUGGCUCCCGUCCUAUCCGUCGUCAGAUACUCGAUUCCUCCGAUACCAUUGAAAUUGAAGACCUCCAGAAUGAGCGCGAACACGAGAAUCAGAUCCGUGAACGAGAAAGAGAGAGAGACCUCUCUGCUCGGAUGGAGCGUAGUCGUCGAGAGCGUGGAGAACGACGAUCAGCUCACAUGGAACGGUUCUUGAAUGCGAACUAUCAUACUCCACCGCUCCCAACCACCUCAACAACUUCACAACGGUCGAGACCUCAGAUGAUCCAACCUGCUUCCGACCAACUGCUCACAUUGAGCGAAUUCUUACGAGAGACAUCACCUCCCCAACCUAGGAAUAACAGUACGGCACAGAAUCCAUCCAGCGAAUUAUCUGCUUUGCAGCAACUUCUAGGUCUUCGAGCGCCAACCUCCAAUAGAGGCACCGGCGAACGCCGUGACAUUCAGGCUUGGGAGCGAGCACUUAGUGCUGCUGGCAUCCCACCAAACCUGACACCGGCUACUACCGCCGUAUCAACCUCCAAUGCAGCAGCAACCAUCAGCAACCCCCCACCGGUACCGCGAAGGUCGGCCAGCAUCUCGACAGAAUGGCCACCUACCUCCCCGGCAAGGUCUAGCUCACCGGGCGCCCGAAACCAGGACUCGUUCCAAACUCUCGUAAAUCAAAUCCGUCGUAUUGGUGCUCUACAGGAUUACAUGCUUAAUAGCGUUGACGAAACCGCUGCGAGUCUCGAGGAAUCCCUUUCCCUGCACAGCCAGGCACUAAAUCAAGCACUAAAUACGCAGUCCUCCGCGCCUACUGCCGAUACUUCUACAUCUGCAGCCUCCCCCACAGUUCUUCCCGACCUUAACUCCCAAAACUACCAUACAUCUCUCCGCAUUCGCGAAGCUCGCAUUCGCACAAUGCAAUCUCGAAUUGACCUCCUUGCCUCCGAAUUCGCUUUACUUCGGUCGACUAGACGGGAAUUACGUAGAGCCGAAAACGAGGCCAUCAACAUGUUCCAAACAGCUGGUGUUCUUCCAACUUCGAGCACUCCAGCGCCAGUUGCCCUCUCCACUGCCACAGCUGCCGCGGUUGCAGCACUAGAAAUCCCAACAACCACAUCGCCGCCACCGAUCUCUUCACAUCCAAAUCCUUCAGAUUCUAUACGAACAGAGGUCGAUGAAGUCGACGAGGCACUCGACGCCGAAGGCAACAGCAGCAGAAGGGUCCUUAGGAGCACCUUUCUCCCAGCAGACCUAGGCGACGAAGCGUUGUUCCGACAUUUUGAAAAUGCCGAAAAUAGAGCAAGAGUCCGAGAGAGGUUAGCAGGUGUCAGAAGAGAGCUGGAGGCGGAACAGGCACGGAGCACAGAAAUAAUUCAAGAACAGAGGCGGAGGAUGGCGGAAGCAUUAGCUGGGACCGGGGUCAUGAUUAAUGGAGAGGUGGAAAGAGGUGGUGACGAUGAUGGAGUCUGA
Orbilia oligospora ATCC 24927 is the source of this 1644-nucleotide messenger RNA. RefSeq lists its product as uncharacterized. Bases 1 to 1644 code for a protein of 547 amino acids. The record is from RefSeq and is a predicted model, not a curated record. Lineage: Eukaryota; Fungi; Ascomycota; Orbiliomycetes; Orbiliales; Orbiliaceae. The transcript has 2 exons.